Molecule: messenger RNA, 1830 nt
Organism: Oikopleura dioica
Lineage: Eukaryota; Metazoa; Chordata; Appendicularia; Copelata; Oikopleuridae
Source: the annotation of a GenBank genome assembly
AUGAGAGAACUUCUUUUGUAUUUUCUCAUCUCCGCAAAUGCGAAAUCCGUUGAGGAGGUUUUGGCCAAAAAACUUUUGUACGAUGCGGGAUACAUGAAGAGUGUCAGCCCUCUCAACCCAGAGUUCACAUGGUUAGAUCCAUCCCAUGAAAAAUUUGAUGCUCCAGCAAUUUGUAAAAAAUGGUUUAAGAAGAUGAAACAAACUUGGUCAUCAGAUUACGAAGAAUCGCGAAUUGCAAAUUAUGCAUUCAACUGCGAAUGGGAAGCGUCGGAAGGCUGGACCUGGAAGAAAAAUGGAGAGAACGACUGUGUUGGCUGGCUUAUGAACAUCUUCUACGGUCCUGCCCAGGGCUGGCAAAAUGGUGCCCCGCUGGCCGUACUUACAAAAAAACAAUGCCCUGGUUUUGACUAUGGAAGUCAAAAUGUUGAGUAUAAUGGCGCCUGCGAUCCAAAGAACGGACCCGUUGAAUAUGAAGAUUAUGGUUCAACAACUCAAUCGUCAACUUCGUCGGCAACGUCGACCAAGUCCCCAAGAACCGGAGAAAAUCCGGAGCAACGUCUCGCUUAUGCUGAGGAUCUUGAUCUCCUUGACGAUGUUCUAACUGUUAUGACUUCCGACGCGAUGAAAGUUAAUGUCGAAGUAGAACUGGUGAGCUUGAAUGCGUUGGAACUUGCAGAUAGCGCCAUGGAUACGACCAUUGUCGUAUUUUCUUCAUGGACAGACGAUAGGCUGAAAUGGGAUCGAAUGUAUUACAAUGACACACAAAAGAUCGAAGUCGACCCAAAUCUAAUCUGGACUCCCCCAAUUGAGAUUGUCAACCUGGACACCUGGGGUAACUUUGCUAAGAUCCAAGAAUACGGCUGCAUAGUUAACUACCGCGGAGAAGUAAAAAUGUCUCGAAAGCUUCGACUCAGCACUUCUUGCUCGAUGGACCCCGCCCUUUACCCUUUUGAUGUUCAAGUUUGCUCCAUCGAUCUGUCAACACCGGGAAUGCCGAUGAGUAAACUUUCUCUUGAAGUCACAAAAUGGAUGUUCAAAAAUGGCGUCCAGUUCGAUCCGAAAGAUGGGGAGAAGUCGUUAGAUUACAGUCAGACCGAUAUGACUGUUCUUCAAAAUGUUUUUUACGACGACAAUCCAGCGUGGAAUUUUCUUGGGUAUAAAUUCACUGAUGUGGCGAUAACUGGAAAUGAUGGGAACAAAUAUUCUAGAGUUCAAGUUACUUUUGCCGUAGCUCGUAACAUCGCUUUUUAUGAGCUAACGCUCUUCCUGCCUAUUGUUUGUAUGUGCAUUCUGGUCGUUCUCGGUAUCUGGAUGCCGGUUUCUUCUGGUGAAACACUUGGAUUCCAAGUCACAAUGCUCUUGACCAUGAUUGUUUAUUUGGACGUUCUUUCCAGGAACGGCUCUAGAAUUUGCGCGUCUGAUGAUAUCAGCAUCGCUCCUCGUCUUUUGAUCAUGUUUUUGAUCAUCGCCAUCGGAAGCGUCUUCGCUCAUAUUAUCAUAACGAUGAAUUUAUGGUGCCACGAUAAAACUUCCGACCGUGUCUUCACAUUCGACCGGUGGAGAGCAAAGUUCGCUCUUCGAUGCGCGAAAUUUUUCCAGGUCUUCAAGCAUGGAGUCUACACGAUUCCUACUGUCAUCACAAGUCUUGUCAAUGGCGAAGAUGUGAAAGAUCAAGAUAAAGAUGCUUUCAAAGAAGCUUGGAUUUUCUACGGAAAGAUCUGCUCGCAUUUCUGGGCUUUUAUUCUGUCAUCGGUUAUCCUGAUUUCGAUGAUUGGCAUCAUCAUCGAUAUGCACGUUGAAAGUUCAGUUGCGCAAGCAAACUUUUCCUGA